Molecule: messenger RNA, 3277 nt
Organism: Scophthalmus maximus (turbot)
Lineage: Eukaryota; Metazoa; Chordata; Actinopteri; Pleuronectiformes; Scophthalmidae
Gene: slc6a15
Product: solute carrier family 6 member 15
Exons: 12
Coding region: 387-2603 (738 amino acids)
Biological process (GO): L-leucine transport; sodium ion transmembrane transport
Cellular component (GO): plasma membrane
Molecular function (GO): proline:sodium symporter activity
Source: RefSeq, a predicted model, not a curated record
GAGGAGUCGCGGCGUCCAGGUUCAGAGGCAGGCGCACACCGGCAGGACAUGUCCACAUAGACGCGAGUGAUAAUGUCUUCCCCGUGCAUGUGCUCUCACAAUUUCAUUCCUUGAGACUCGCCACUUCGGACGGGAAAGAAGGACGACUGCUGUUCCCCACGGACGUUUGGUGAUAAUGAAGAAGUGAGCCGCUCCAUCAACUCAACCUCUACGAGCUGCGCUGACUCCCCGUCGGGCCCCUUUGAACCCACGCGCCGCCAGACUCGUGCAAGCCGCGCGAAACGGGCGAAGUUGAACAAAGGCGACGUUCCGCAGCGCCUUUCGCCUCCCGAGCCCGCCAGCCGCAACGACUUUCCACUCCUUCGCCCCUUUGAUUGCUUUGUCAAAUGCCCAAAAACAGCAAGGCCGUCAAGAGAGAGCUUGACGACGAUGUCACAGAGUCCGUCAAAGACCUGCUUUCCAACGAGGACGCCUGCGACGAUUCCUUCAAGAAGAGCUCGCUGAUCGUCAACAACCAUGGCGGGGAAGGGAAGGAGUGCGACGUGGAGGAAGGGGGCUCGGACGGCGAGGAGGAGGAGGAGCGGCCGGCCUGGAACAGCAAGCUCCAGUACAUCCUGGCCCAGGUGGGCUUCUCUGUAGGCCUGGGCAACGUCUGGAGGUUCCCCUACCUGUGUCAGAAGAACGGCGGGGGAGCGUACCUGGUGCCCUAUCUCAUCCUGCUGAUAUUGAUUGGCAUCCCGCUGUUCUUCCUGGAGCUCGCUGUGGGACAGCGCAUCCGCCGGGGCAGCAUCGGGGUGUGGAACUACAUCAGCCCUCGCCUGGGGGGCAUCGGCUUCGCCAGCUGUGUGGUGUGCUUCUUCGUGGCCCUCUACUACAAUGUCAUCAUCAGCUGGAGUCUCUUCUACUUCUCCCAGUCCUUCCAGCAUCCUCUGCCAUGGCACGAGUGUCCACUGGUCAAGAACAAGUCAAGCACAUUUGUGGUGCCGGAGUGUGAGAAGAGCUCGGCCACCACCUACUAUUGGUACCGCGAGGCCCUGAACAUCUCCGACAGCAUCUCCGAGGGCGGCGGACUCAACUGGAAGAUGACCCUGUGCCUGCUGGCUGCCUGGUCCAUGGUUUGCCUCGCCAUGAUCAAGGGAAUCCAGUCUUCUGGGAAGGUGAUGUACUUCAGCUCCCUGUUCCCGUACGUCGUGUUGAUCUGCUUCCUGAUCCGGGCUCUGCUCCUGAAGGGCUCCGUGGACGGCAUCCGACACAUGUUCACACCCAAGCUGGAGAUCAUGCUGGAGGCCAAGGUGUGGCGGGAGGCGGCCACGCAGGUGUUCUUCGCGCUGGGCCUGGGCUUCGGCGGCGUCAUCGCCUUCUCCAGCUACAACAAGCGCGACAACAACUGCCACUUUGACGCCGUCUUGGUGUCGCUCAUCAACUUCUUCACGUCCGUGCUCGCCACCCUGGUGGUGUUCGCCGUGCUGGGCUUCAAGGCCAACAUCAUGAACAGCAAAUGUGUCGCACUGAACACCCAGAAGAUUGUGGAUUUGCUGGGGAACCGCAUUGACGGAGGGCUGAUCCCCCACCACAUCAACCUCACUCAGGUCAGCCAGGUCAGCGCCGAGGACUACCACCAGAUGAUCGACAUCAUCAAAGGGGUGAAGGAGGACGAGUUCCCCAAACUGGGACUGGAAUUCUGCAGCAUUGAGGGCGAGCUCAAUAAGGCAGUCCAAGGCACGGGCUUGGCCUUCAUCGCCUUCACGGAGGCCAUGACCCACUUCCCGGCCUCGCCCUUCUGGUCCGUCAUGUUCUUCCUCAUGCUGAUCAACCUGGGCCUCGGCAGCAUGUUCGGCACCAUCGAGGGCAUCCUCACGCCGCUGAUCGACACCUUCAAAGUCCGCAAGGAGUUUCUCACAGUGGGAUGCUGUGCGUUGGCCUUCUCCAUCGGCCUCCUGUUUGUCCAGCGCUCAGGGAACUACUAUGUGGCCAUGUUCGACGACUACUCGGCCACGCUGCCCCUGCUCAUCGUGGUCGUCCUGGAGAACGUGGCCAUCGCUUGGGUUUACGGGAUUGACAAGUUCUUUGAAGACCUGAAGGACAUGCUGGGCUUUACGCCGUACCGCUUCUACUACUACAUGUGGAAGUACAUCACGCCCAUCCUGCUGCUGGUCCUCCUGUGCUCCAGCUUCAUCCAGCUGGCCAUGACGCCGCCCAGCUACAGUGCCUGGAUCGAGGAAGAGGCCAAGGAGCAGACCUUGCGCUUCCCCGUGUGGGGCAUCGUCGUCUGCAUCUCCCUGGUGGUGAUGGCCAUCAUGCCCGUGCCGGUGGUCUUCUGCCUGCGCUACUUCAACAUCAUCGACGACAACACCAGCAGCCGCUCCGCCGUCGCCUACAAGAAGGGCCGCAUCAUCAAGGAGAGCGCCCGGCCGGGGGAGGACGACGACUCCAGCCUGAUCCAGGGCAAGUCGCCCAGCGAGGCGCCCUCACCGAUGCCCGGCAACAGCAUCUACCGCAAGCAGAGCGGCGGCGGCCCCGAUGUGGACACCGCACCCAACGGCCGCUAUGGAAUCGGUUACUUGAUGGCCGACAUGCCGGAUAUGCCCGAGUCAGACUUAUAAGACUGACUGUGAUCGUAAGCCCGGCCCGGCAUUACCGGCUGGCCACAUCUCCCCUCCACCCCUCUUGCGUGCGUUUAGUUGGCUGUAUCAUCAGUGUAUAUUUCACUUGUACUGUAUAUUCUCUGUAGAUAUCGUAGCUGCUCUCUUUUUUUUUUUGUCGUCUCUGAACCUUUUAUGUGAUCGUCUACUUAACAAGAAGCGGGGGUUUUAAAAACGUCGCCCCCGUUCCAUCCUCGACCCGUUUGCUCGGCGGCGUUCCAAACUCAUCUCGUUCUCCCCGCCCUCACAUCAGUCAAUUCAAACAGCGAGAGGAUGGCCUCCAGAAACCAGCCCCCCCCCCCACGACUGUUUGAGACAAGUGUGCCUAAGUAAUUUAUAUUUGUUUAUAGAAUACAUGACGGACGUUGUAUAUUUAAGGUAUUCUGUAAAUAUAAUAUAAAUAUUAUAAAUAUAUUUAUCUUGAUAGUUUGGAUAUCAGAGCACCGUGUUUUUAAGGGUUCAGGCGAACUUCAAUUCCUUAACUCUCGUCUCUUUGUUUUUUACUAAUGUGCUGAUGUCGACGUUCGUGGGGACCGAGUCCUCCGUGUAAAUAUUUUUUUCCAUGAAAUGGCUUCGAAUGCAAUGUCUUUUUUCCCCCUGUUGAGAUUAAAGCUCAAAUGUGGUCCACCGUGAAA